CUAACGGAGAAAGCAGACUUUUUGGAUAUACGCAUUCUUUUUUUUUCUUAGAGAAUUAUUUAAAACAAAUUGACUUUCUUAUUUAAAAGAUCGGAUCAAAGGAAAACUGUCUCAUUUGUAUUCUGAGGAAUAUAAUAUUUUCCCUCGAGUUAAAGAACUGGGCCAAAACGGGGAACUGUGUGGAACCGUAUAAGCUGGCGUUAAAACACGCCGCAUUUCAAAAUUACAUAAUGGAACGUCAGAAAGAGCGGGCAAGUCAAAAUGGCACGGCGCCUCAGAAAACGUUUGAACGAGGAGCUUCAAUUACGGUCGAGCCUCCGCAUCACCCCGGAGUCGCUAAUAUCCGAGGGAUAGUCAGUUUAGAGCCUCAAUCGAGUCGAGGGGCUGCGUACAUGAGGAACUCGGCGAGAAUAAUGAAGGUUCAUGAGUCGGAUGAAAAGAGAGAUUAUGGCAAAGAGGAAAAAUUCAAGCUGAAAAGGAGAUGUAGUAGUAUUAUAAUAGAGGAUGAUCGUGACAUUCAGAAUCUAGAGGAAAAUAUAAGAAAUUUAGGCAUCGCAAGUCCAAGUGGGAUAGGCAAGACAACAUCUAUCGUAUUUUCUUUGAGAAACACCGUUGGAUGUUUAGUCAAUGCACUCAAAGUGUUUGAGGAAAAUAAUAUAAAUGUGGUCCAUAUUGAAUCUAGAAAGAGUGAAAAGAAUGAUUCGAUGUUUGAUAUAUACGUUGACUUGGAAACAGACUAUAUACGAUUGCAGGAACUUAUAAAGCGUUUGAAGAAACAGGUUGCUAGUAUAACUCUCAAUGACUUCCCUAUACCGCAAUCACCAGCUCUUACUCCUGAUAAUUUUGCGACAACUCCCUGGUUUCCGAGGACUGUCAGUGACCUUGACCGAACAGCAAAUCGUGUGUUAAUGUACGGCACCGAGUUAGAUGCUGAUCAUCCUGGUUUCACUGAUAAGGUAUACAGACAAAGAAGAUUACACUUUGCCACCAUUGCCAUGAAUUAUCGACAUGGUGAACCUAUACCACGAGUAGAGUACACAGAAGAUGAAAGAAAAACAUGGGGAACGGUAUUUCGGGAACUUACAAAGCUGUAUCCGACGCACGCGUGCAGAGAAUACCUAAGAAGUUGGCCAUUGUUAAAGGAAUUUUGCGGAUAUAGAGAAGAUAAUAUCCCACAGCUUCAAGACAUUUCUGAAUUCUUAAAAGCACAAACGGGGUUCACCCUGAGACCUGUGGCUGGUUACCUAUCGUCACGUGACUUCCUUGCUGGCUUAGCGUUCCGUGUGUUUCACUGUACACAAUACAUACGACAUCAGUCUGACCCCUUGUACACACCAGAACCAGACUGUUGCCACGAGCUGAUGGGACACGUUCCGUUGUUUGCUGAUCCAAGUUUUGCCCAAUUUUCACACGAGAUAGGUCUAGCGUCUCUCGGAGCGUCUGAUGACGAAGUAGCAAAGCUUGCAACGUGCUAUUUCUUCUCUGUGGAAUUUGGUCUCUGUAAACAGGACGGGGAGCUAAGGGUAUACGGAGCCGGUCUUUUAUCUUCUAUCAGCGAACUGAAGCACGCGCUGACAGACAGAGCUAUGAAGAAGCCGUUUGACCCCAUCACAACGUGUCAACAAGAGUGCUUAGUUACAACUUUCCAAGACGUCUACUUUUAUGCGGAAAGUUUUGAGGAGGCCAAAGAGCAAAUGAGAAAUUUUGCAAGCACUAUCAAACGUCCGUUUGCAAUACGGUUCAACCCGUACACCCAGAGUGUGGAUGUGCUUGACAACACACGGUGUAUUGGUUACCUAGUUAGCGAGGUGAAAGGUGAACUGUGUAUAGUCAGUGACGCACUAAGAAGGGUUCAACUGCUCGAAAAGGAAAAAUCUAAAAGACUUACUUUCGAGAAACCAAAAGAAAACUCUAUAGAUGAAGAAGAAGCAAGUCAUUAAAGACAAUAUGCUA
Molecule: messenger RNA, 1953 nt
Organism: Ruditapes philippinarum (Manila clam)
Lineage: Eukaryota; Metazoa; Mollusca; Bivalvia; Venerida; Veneridae
Product: tryptophan 5-hydroxylase 1-like
Exons: 13
Coding region: 231-1940 (569 amino acids)
Biological process (GO): serotonin biosynthetic process; aromatic amino acid metabolic process
Cellular component (GO): neuron projection
Molecular function (GO): iron ion binding; tryptophan 5-monooxygenase activity
Source: RefSeq, a predicted model, not a curated record